AUGUCGUCCAUGCGCAAUGCCGUUCAACGGCGGAACCACAAGGAGCGUGGCCAGGUCCAGGGCCGCGAGAAAUGGGGUCUCCUCGAGAAGCACAAGGACUACACGCUCCGUGCCAAAGAUUACAAUGCCAAGAAGGCCAAGCUGAAGCGUCUCGAAGAGAAGGUGCGCGAUCGCAACCCCGAUGAGUUCUCCUUUGGUAUGAUGGGAGACAAGAACCGGACCCAAGGUCGGCACGGACGUGGUGCAGGCACAGCUCGGGAUUCUGCCGCAGCGCGGGGACUGAGCCACGAGGCAAUCAAGCUGCUCAAGACGCAAGAUAAGGGAUAUCUUCGCACAGUCGGAGAGCGGGUGCGCCGCGAGAUUGAGCGUCUGGAGAACGAAGUGAAAUUGCAGAAUGGCAUGGACAAGGUUCUGGGCAAAAAGGAUGGGAAGAACGGGGACGAGAGCCAGGAUGAAGAUGACGAAUUUGAUGACGAGUUCGAUGAUUUCGAUUUCGGUGCCCCGCCGAAGCCCAAACCUACCAGAACGGUUUUCGCCGAUGAUCGACAAGACCAAUUGUCAAUGAAGAAGCAGAGGAUACAAAAAGAAGAGGCUGCUCUGCAAUCAGAGGAGGAAGAUCAGACAUCAAGCAAAGCCCGCAAGGCACCCAAGCAAAUCUUGGCUGAACGGCAAGCACUUGCAGAUGCCCGGCGGGCUCGCAAACUACGGAAGCGAGCCAUUGAGGCCCGUAACAACAAGUUGGUUGCGCUGCACAAGCAACACGCUGAGAUCCAGACAGCGGAGAAAGAGCUUGAUUGGCAGCGGGCUAAGAUGGACAAUUCCGUGGGAGGCACCAACAAGGACGGAAUCAAGUGGAAGAUUCGUGAGCGCAAGCGCUGA
Penicillium paradoxum is the source of this 879-nucleotide messenger RNA. RefSeq names its product rRNA-processing protein UTP11. Gene Ontology annotation, biological process: rRNA processing. NCBI's taxonomy places the organism in Eukaryota, Fungi, Ascomycota, Eurotiomycetes, Eurotiales, Aspergillaceae. The transcript has 2 exons. The record is from RefSeq and is a predicted model, not a curated record. The coding region runs from base 1 to 879 and encodes 292 amino acids. Gene Ontology annotation, cellular component: small-subunit processome; nucleolus.